CAAGGUAAUUUUAAUAGAUAAAGGUUGGUGGCAUUUUUCGUAUUAUUAAGUUGCGUAGGUUUUAAAAUCGUGCUACAUGUCGUAAAACGUAAAUAAUUGGUAGUUUGUACAGCAUGUGUGAUGUAAGUGACGAGAGUAUUUUUCACACAAAGAAACAAAAACUUUCAUCAGGUAACAAUGAAGACAAUAGUGAAAUACAUGUUAAAAAACGUGUCACAUCUGCCAAAACAUUUCAGAACUCGUGGCUGCAAGAAGAAAAAUUUCGAGGUUGGUUGCAGCCUGUUGAUAGCGACAAGAAUAAAGCAUUUUGCCGAGCUUGUAAUGUGGCUGUUUCUUGUGGCAAAAGUGAAUUGGAAAAACAUGCAGUUACAGGUAAGCAUGUCAAAAAUGUUAAACAAAUAGGAAGUAACCAAAGCAUUUUGAGCUGUUUUGCAAAAAAAGAUGAAAACAAGGUGCAUGUUGACAAAGUGAAGACUGCAGAAAUAAAACUAGCAACUUUUUUCGCUGAACAUAAUGUUGCAUUCCAGGUAGUUGAGCAUUUAAUUCCAGUGAUUAAGGAAGUCUUUAGUGAUUCGAAAAUAGCUGCCGAUAUUACACUAGGUCGCACAAAAUGCACACAAGUAGUAAAAAACAUUGUUGCACAAGUAGAAACAGAAAAGACAGUCGAGACACUUAAUUCACAUAACUCUUUUGUUACAAGAUUAAAGACUGUAACACCAGGUCUGAUAGUUCUUAACUGUAUCUGUCAUACAUCUGCUAUAAUAGCCAGCAAAGCAUGCGAGAAACUUCCCCGGUCAUGCGAAGAAUUAUUGCGAUGUGUGUGCAGUUAUAUUUCUGGAAGUGCUAAGCGGUGUGCCAUUUUGCGAGAGUUUCAAGAGUUUUUUAACACUGAACAGCGUAAGUUGCUCAAAUUAUCUGGUACAAGAUGGUUGGUAUUGCAUCAAUGUGUUGUUCGUCUUCUAGAGAACUGGGAACCUUUGCAACAAUACUUCCAACUUGCCAUUGUUGAAGAUAAACUUAAGAGUGCAGAGUUCAUUUUUAAUGAACUACAGAACCACUACACCAAGGCAUAUUUGCUUUUUCUCAAGUAUGUUUUGACUUAUUUUAAUUCUUUCAAUGCACUUUUUCAGUCAAGAAAAAUACUUAUACACAAGUUGUUGGAAGCAUCUAGCACCCUGAUAAACAAUUUUGCACAAAACGUUUUGAAAGCUGAGUGUCUCAAUCAGCUGAAACAGACAAAUGUGAACCAUCCUUCAAAUUUUCUCAACUUAGAGUCUAUCUAUCUCGGACCUGAGUGUAAGAAGUUUUUGCAGUCAUUGCCGGAAGACUGUGCCUCGAGUGUCCAGCAGUUCAGACUGAAGUGCCUUGAGUUCUACAUUUGUGCUACAGAUGAAAUGAAAAAACGUCUGCCUUUGGACAGUGAACUCUUUCGAGAAAUGAAAUUUGUAGAUCCAGCUGUUGCACUUGAAAAGUCAGAGAGAAAUGAAGUUAAGGAUUUAAUCACUUUAGCUUCGCAAAUAGGCGGAUUUGAUUUGAAUAAUUUAGCUGUCGAAUGGAGAAGUCUGCAACAUAGUAUAACUGAUGUGGAUCAGAAAAAGAAGUUAUUAGAAAUGGAUAUUGACACAAUGUGGGAUAAUAUCUCUCAAAUAAGAGAUUUCAGUGACAAAUUGUGUUUUCCAAACUUAAGUAGACUGGCUAAAUGUGUUCUCUCUCUUCCUCAUUCCAACGCAGAAGCAGAGAGGAUUUUUUCAAUGGUGACCGAUAUAAAAACCAAAAUAAAGGAAGAGGAUGGGUGAAGAGUCCUUAAAUGCAGUUUGUGUUGUCAGGUCAGCAUUUCAAACAAAUAACAUUGACUGCACAACUUUCAAAGUGCAUGAAAGCCACCUAAAACUUCAUAACAAGAAGAAUUUGUACUGCACUACAAAUGACGAAAGUUAAAAUUAAUUUUUUAUUUAACAGUGAAUGUGUUUGUGUAAAUAUAAAUUGAAAUAAAUACCUUUACGUUAAUGUUAGCUCUAAGAGUGUUACUAAUUUUUUUUUAAAAUAGCACGUGGGAAGUUUUGUAGAAAAAUGGGAUUUUUUUUGCCAUAACAUGGGAAUUUCACAUCUGUCUGGUUGGCAACACUGGCCGAAGAUUAACCCCCUCAGAUCGACAUGUCCUUCGGGCUGGUUCGUACAUGUUCGGGUUUGUGUUUUUUUUUUUUUUUUUAUCUGUACGUUCAAUAUACAAACAUUGCAUUAUUGAUUCAAAGAAUUGUAGACCAAUGUUAUUUUAUAUUUUUUUAAGAGUAAAACACAUGCACAAAAAUAUUUCUUUGUUACUAAUUAUGAGAUUUUCAGGCUUGUGGAGAACAGCUUUUUUUAUCUACUCUUUGGCUGGCCAAUGUAAAGAAGCAAUUAUUUCAUGAAUGCAGCGAGAGAGUUUAUUUGAUGUAUUUUUAAAUCACUGAUAAUAUUUAUUGAUGUAUUUUAAAAUCACUGAUAAUAUUUGUUUUGUGGCUGGAAGAUGGUAACCAUGGUGACUUGUGAAUUUUUAUGGAGGAUUAAUAAAAAGCAGUAAAAUUUAUUAAUGUUUGUCAGAAGGAAUUUUUUUUUCCAAUAAUCAAUCAAUCAUCUACACACUACAGUAACAAUUUUCCUUAACUCAAAUAAUAUUUCAAUACAUAUCUUAUAAAGUAUUCAUAUAUGUACAAUAUAGACCAAUUUUGAGCUAGUCUGAUAUCAGCAUAUUAGUUAUUAUGAACAUAUACUAUCAGAACUACCAUUUGCAUAUAGUGCACAUACAUACAUAACACUAGCCAACAACCAUUAAAAAAAAACACUACUAUAUACACUUACAUAAAAAAAAAAUCAUAGACAAGUACAGAUUAUUCACUAUUAUAUUCUAGAGCCAAUUCCAAUAAGUGUAUUAUCAACAAAAGAAAAUAAUUUUUUUUUAAAUAACAAUAUUUUGAUAUGAUGGAAAAUCUGUAUUCUGAAGUUCUUGUAUACUAUGUUUGGUAUCAAUCAAUGUAAAUUAAUCAAUCUUUGAUAAAAAAUAUCCCGAAAAUGAUUAAUAAAUAAAAAAAAAAUAUUGCCAACCAGCUCUGGGUUUUGCAUGAAGGUUCAACUUCUCUGACUUCUGAGAUUACAGACAAGAUUUUAAUUAAUAAUACUAUUGGCUUCAUUACUAGAUUAUCUUUCAACCUAUAAUUUAUUAUUUGAAUCAGUUCAUUGAACUGAAAUAUUUGCAACAAUUUCUUUAAAUGUUCAUGAACUUGGAUUAUUUAACAUACAAAUGUAGGUAGGCUUACUAGACCUUUAAUGCUAGAAGAUUGUAAUCACAUAGGCCUAAUUUCACAUUUACAACUAAGUCUUGGAGCUGAUUUACAUUAAUAUUUGUGCUAGCUAGACUUUGUAAUAUUUAAAAUUUUAUUUUCUGCAAUGUUCCAAAGAGCAUUGCUCUAUUUUGGAACAAAACAAUUUAAUCUGACAGUUUGUUACAACCAUAGAAAAGAGAGGGAGGGAGUUACAACACUAUUCUUCAUAAAACAAUGCACAUUAGCCUGUAUGAAAUGAAUUAGAUCUAACAUAAGAACUACAAACUGCACAUUUGCACUUAAAAUAUUCAUCAAACAGUUAGGGAAAGAGAUUAAACAUAACACUUAAUUCUUAAAUCGUCAUACUACAUUUUAGUUAUCACACUUAUGUUUGUAUGUGAACAGAAUCAGAUAUUAGCACUGCAAAUGCACUUUUAACACUAAUAAUUAUAUCAAACACAAAUGAUAUCAGUAACAUCAUACUUCAUUUUUGGUGUUACAGUAAGCUUCCAUAAAUGUUUCUUUUUCUCAGAACACACAUCAGAAAACUUUUCUUGAAUUUAAACAUUAAAAUAAAUUUUUAAAUAAUGAUUUGUUACAUAGCAAACCUUCAAAAUAUGAUUUACUUCCAAUUUUUGGAUAAACACCAUUGAAGUUUUGCAUUGUUUGCCAUGGAAAACUAUGGAAAUAAAUAAUUAAAAAUAUAAAGACACAACUGAAUCAGCUGUAGUUGAACAUACAAAACCAGCGAGGAGAAUAAAAAUAUAAUAAAAUAUAAUAUGUUAAUAUGUUCACUAAAGGUAUGCAAUGGAUGGAGGAUGCCCUACAUUAAUAAUAAUUAGUAACAGAGAACAAAGCAAAUUUGUAGAGAAGAGACUUAACAUUAGUAGAAUAAUAAAAUUCCGAAAAGGGCCGUUUCAAAAAUUGCAAACAUUCCUACACAUAAGAAGCCCUUAAUCUCAAAGACUUCAUUCAGUAUACUGGUCAUUACCUGCUGCUCACGAUCUGUAAAGGUAAGGUAAUUAAAUUAAUGGGGGAAAAGGUAAAAAGCAUUAUUUGGUUUGUGGUCUUAUAAAUGUGGUCAUGAGAGGCAAAAAUUAGGUCUCUGUGUUUAAGUGCUCACUUUUCUGUCACCAUUCUCAGCAAGGUCAUUAAUGGAUCUUUUGAUAGUGGGGAACAUAGCAAACAUUGCAGUGGUUAGUUGGUUUUCUCAGAGUUCUUACGUUACUCCACCCAUCUGUUCUGUCAUUAGGUAUAUCAUUAGCAUUUUAUAGCCCUUCAUUUUUUUGUAAUGAUCUAGAGGUCACCAAGCUGAAAGCUUAAUUCAUUUCCUUCAUUGACAGAUAUAAGGGUUUAGGAUUUGAACCAAGCAAGAUAAACAUUUUAAUGUUGCCUGCUUCGUCUUCUAUAGAAAAUAAAAAAAUAAAAAAAUUGCUGCACUUUUUAAGGCAUUAAAAAAAUUGUUAUAGCCGGUUUCACUGUCUACAUAUCCCGGAAUAGUGUUAUCUUUAUCACUUUUGGUACAAUUUUUCAAAAUAUCUCUUGCUAGAUCAAAAAAACGAUGUCAUUGUUCACGUUCAAAAGCUGUAGCUAUAGGUAUUUUUGUUUUCCUAACCUAUCUAAAACUAAGUGUAUUUUGGAGGGGUCCGGGUUAGGGAGGGACCUAGGUGCGUCUCAGGCCGAAGCCUAUACGCCUAGUCAUGCUGGGAUUAGCCAUGCAGGGAGAGGGUCGCAUGCAUCAUGUGCUAGGAGGGGAUUGGCCAGCCAUGGCAGCGAU
Bacillus rossius redtenbacheri is the source of this 5076-nucleotide messenger RNA. RefSeq lists its product as uncharacterized. Bases 114 to 1796 code for a protein of 560 amino acids. Lineage: Eukaryota; Metazoa; Arthropoda; Insecta; Phasmatodea; Bacillidae. The record is from RefSeq and is a predicted model, not a curated record. The transcript is spliced from 2 exons. Gene Ontology annotation, molecular function: protein dimerization activity.